Cinara cedri is the source of this 577-nucleotide messenger RNA. The record is from the annotation of a GenBank genome assembly. NCBI's taxonomy places the organism in Eukaryota, Metazoa, Arthropoda, Insecta, Hemiptera, Aphididae.
AUGGGAUCGAUGCACCGACUGCUCAGAGCAUACGUCGAUGGUAUAAGCAGUUUGAAGAAACAGGGUGUUUGUGCAAAGGAAAAAGCACAGGUCGACCUCGUGUAUCCGAUGCUAAUGUGGAAAGAACUAGAGAGAGUUUUCAACGCAGUCCGUGUAAGUCAACAAACCGCGCAAGUCGAGAACUAGAAAUUCCACAAACAACUGUUCGGCGUGUUUUAAGACGGCGUUUAACUACGAAACCAUACGGGUUGAAACUGUUGCAGGCUUUAAAACCCAGUGAUAAGUUGAAACGACUUGAAUUUAGCAUUUUUAUGCAAGAGGCUAUGCAAGAUGGAAAUUUUGCUUCUCGCUUAGUUUUCAGUGACGAAGCGUCCUCCCACUCGAGUGGUAAAGUAAACCGUCAUAACAUAACCUAACCUAACCACCAUUGCCAUCGACCCUAGAUGAAUUGAAAAAUCGAAUAACAACGGCGGCGAAGUCAAUUACAAAAGAUAUGUUGCAAGAAGUAUGGAAUGAAUUUGUCUACCGACUAGAUGUUAUUCGUGUGACCAAAGGAGCUCACAUGGGACAUUUAUAA